Messenger RNA from Fukomys damarensis (Damara mole-rat), 2324 nucleotides. RefSeq names its product CD151 molecule (Raph blood group) (gene Cd151). Gene Ontology annotation, cellular component: membrane. The record is from RefSeq and is a predicted model, not a curated record. The coding region runs from base 1164 to 1925 and encodes 253 amino acids. Lineage: Eukaryota; Metazoa; Chordata; Mammalia; Rodentia; Bathyergidae. The transcript is spliced from 8 exons.
CAGCCGCCGGCACUGGAGGUCCGAGCGUGGGCCGCGUCUGGCGAACCGGUCCGCACAGCGCUCGCAACCCCUUCCGGAGGGGGUCGGGCCGGAAGGGUGUUGGGGGUGUCUCUCGGGCCUCUGACAGACCUGCAGCGCCCUCUGUGCAGGAACCCGGGACGCGCAUUGUCCGCCCACUACGGUGCCCUUUUCUCCCCCACAGGCCCGCCCACCGCACGGUUCCAGGGGGCGGGACGGUGACCGUGCCUGGCGGGGCGGGGGCGCGGUGACCUCAUCGCGGUGACGCGGGGCUUCCCGUGGAGGUCCAGGACCAGGGAUCGGCAGCCCUGCCCUGGUGGCUAGAGCUAUUUCUGGCCAGGCCCAGCUCCCACGCCGGCCCUUUCCCUUGGGGACUCAAGUUCACCAGGCAGCCCUGGGAAGAGGGGCCACUACGUGUUUUCCCGGUGUCCAGGGCCUCGGUCGCUGUCCAGCCACCCUAGUAGAGUCAGGGUCUUGUUUUGUAGCCCAGGCUGACCUUGAGCUGGCCGUAAACCACCUGCCUUAGCCUCCCAAGUACUGGGAUUACAGGUGUGGGCACUAGCCCAGCGGCAGGGUGUGUUUGUGCCCCCUCUCUGGUGAUGGAGCUUGUAUUUGACCCCAACUCGGGGUUGGAGGUUCCCCCCUCCCCCCCAGCUCCGGUGAAGUUCUGUUCCCUUCUCAGCUCACAGCUCUUAGGGUGCCUGCUUUCCUUAGGCCAGGGGUGAAGAAGGUCUCUUCCUUUUCUCUAUCCUGGGUGGAGGUCGCUGCAUCGGCCCCCACCCUGCUGCAGCUGUUGCAGUCUGGUGGGGGAAGGGGUGGGAUGGCGUAGCUGGAGCCAAGGCCCAGGGUAGGGUAUCUGGGAGGGCGUGAGCUCCCUUGCAGGGUCAGACUGUCCAGGACUGCCUGUUGCCCCACCCUAGUCCAGACUAAAAUACUGGGUCUGGCUGGUGCUGUCUGCCUCUGGUGGACCCUGCGGCCCUGGACACAGUUCUGGCCCAUGGCUGAGGCCCCAUCAAGGAGGAGUGGCAGCCCCCUUCAGGGCCAGCCCUGUGACCUGUGACCUGUCUGGCCCCUCUAGUCCCGCAUCCUGGGGAACCUCCACCCACCUGCCCUACGGAGGAGCCAUCCCCAGUUGCUUGAUCAGGAUGGGUGAAUUCAACGAGAAGACGACGACUUGCGGCACAGUCUGCCUCAAGUACCUGCUGUUCACCUUCAACUGCUGCUUCUGGCUGGCUGGCCUGGCUGUCAUGGCAGUGGGCAUCUGGACACUGGCCCUCAAGAGUGACUACAUCAGCCUGCUGGCCUCAAGCACCUACUUGGCCACCGCCUACAUCCUGAUGGUGGCUGGUAUCGUCGUCAUGGUGACUGGGGUUCUGGGCUGCUGUGCCACCUUCAAGGAGCGGCGGAACUUGCUGCGCUUGUACUUCAUCCUGCUCCUCAUCAUCUUUCUGCUGGAGAUCAUUGCAGGUGUCCUGGCCUAUGUCUAUUAUCAGCAGCUGAAUACGGAGCUCAAAGAAAACCUGAAGGACACCAUGACCAAGCGGUACCACCAGCCAGGCCAUGAGGGUGUGACCAGUGCUGUGGACAAGCUGCAGCAGGAGUUUCACUGCUGCGGUAGUAACAACUCUCAGGACUGGCACGAUAGUGAGUGGAUCCGCUCGGGCCAGGCAGGCAAGCGCGUGGUCCCCGACAGCUGCUGCAAAACCGUGGUGCCUGACUGUGGGAGGCGGGAUCAUGCCUCCAACAUCUACAAGGUGGAGGGUGGCUGUAUCACCAAGCUGGAAACCUUCAUCCAGGACCACCUGAGGGUCAUCGGAGCGGUGGGCAUUGGCAUUGCCUGUGUGCAGGUCUUUGGCAUGAUAUUCACCUGCUGCUUGUACCGGAGCCUCAAGCUGGAGCACUACUGAGCCCCAGGGUCUGGCCCACCUCCCGCCAUGUCUGACUACUGAAUUGACUGCUGAUGGCCAGGCCUACAUCUGUGUGUGCCUGUGCUCCCCACGCUGAACCUUGGCAGGGCCACCCAGAAGUGGCUCCAAGUGCCUUUCUCUGUACACCAAGUCCUGAGGCUGCUCCCACCCCAGCAUGGCACCAGGCGGCCAGUGUGCCCGUGUGUGGGGACUUAGGGCCUAUGCCUGACUGCUAGGUGGGGGCUGGGCUCUGACAAUCAUGUCCCCCUCCCACAAGCACCUCCUCUGUUGUGGGUUAGCUUCCUGAUGUGUGUCCAGUCAGGGUGGAGUCUGGACACACCCUGUAUGGCUGCCAGAGGCAGGUGGGGGCCACCUUCUGUGCCUGCUGGGCCCUUGGAG